Numida meleagris (helmeted guineafowl) is the source of this 1371-nucleotide messenger RNA. RefSeq names its product claudin-22-like. Gene Ontology annotation, biological process: cell adhesion; bicellular tight junction assembly. The record is from RefSeq and is a predicted model, not a curated record. The coding region runs from base 18 to 671 and encodes 217 amino acids. Gene Ontology annotation, molecular function: structural molecule activity. The transcript has a single exon. NCBI's taxonomy places the organism in Eukaryota, Metazoa, Chordata, Aves, Galliformes, Numididae. Gene Ontology annotation, cellular component: plasma membrane; bicellular tight junction.
UGCUUUGACUGCUAAAAAUGGACUUAAUCCACAGGAACAGGCUACAGUUAUUUGGAUUGCUGUUGUCUGUAAUAGGAUUGAUUUUAACUGGUACCUGUAACUAUUUACCAGACUGGAAAAACCUCGGAUUAGACUUAAAUGAACUGGAGCUUUGGACUAUGGGACUCUGGCAAACCUGUGUAGUCCAAGACGUAGGAGGAACGCAGUGUAAAGACUUUGAUUCUUUCCUAGCUUUACCCAUAGAAUUCAGGAUUUCCAGGAUUUUAGUAUCUACAUCAAAUGGACUAGGACUUCUGAGCCUCGUCAUCUCUAGCCUUGGUUUGGACUGCCUAAAGAUAGAGGAUACAGAGCAGAAGCUAAAGAAACAGCUGUUACUACUUGGAGGAAUACUCAUGUGGAUAUCUGGAGUUCUGGUUUUAGUUCCUGUUUCCUGGGUUGCCCAUACGAUAAUCCAGGAAUUCUGGGAUGAAGUUAUCCCAGAGAUUGUACCCAAAUGGGAAAUAGGGGAUGCACUGUUCAGUGGUUGGUUUGGUGGGUUUUUUAUAAUUCUAGGAGGCUCUCUGCUCCUCUCGACAAUCUUCUUAUCAUCUGACCAUCAAUUACCAGAACGGUAUACAAUGGCAGAUAUGCAAGACAACCGUCAACAGGUGGAAAUUGGAAAUAGACUUUAAGAAGGGUACAUACUAAGUUUUUGGAUUUCUUACUCUUGCGUUACAGUAAGAAAAGGCUGCUGAACAGACUGGCUACUGUUUACAAGAUUGGGGGAGGGAUUAUUACUUAGAAUAUGGUUCCUUUAAUUUCUACUUACUUUCAAUUUUAAUUAGAGAUUGUCAUAGCUCAUCAAUUAAUGUAAGUCACCACUGUUUUUGUCCAAAAUCUGAUCAAUUGCAGUGUUCUUUGUGUGGUGCUUUUUAUGUUUGUUUGCUUGAUUGUUGUUUUUUCAUGUGAAAUGAGUAAAAAACUUUGGAUCUCUAGGCAUGCAGGGAGACUUAACACUUUUAAAUAACAGAAGCCUUACAGUUCUGAAACAGUUUGCUGUGCCAGUUCAACGUACAUUACAAAAGUCUAAUACAAGAUAUAACCUUAAAUGAAAUUCCACAGACCUUUAUUCACUUACACUAGUCUAAACUAACUGUUCCCUCAAUGUCAUGUAAUGCAAUAUUCUCCAUCCAGGGUGUGUAUGUGUGUGUGAAUAUACAACUGAAUAUAUCCCAGCACAACCAUACACACUCUCUGGAAAGCCAGCAUUUUUAGCAGUAACAAGAUGCUGUCUGGUGGAGAGUGCUCAUUGCUACUGCAGCUUUUAUUUAAUGAAUGUAAAGAACUAACUUCAAGUGUAUGCAUCAUUUUCUUUAUAACUUAUCCUAAGAC